This is a messenger RNA of Neoarius graeffei (lesser salmon catfish), 2143 nucleotides long. It is a transcript of the gene napba, whose product is annotated as N-ethylmaleimide-sensitive factor attachment protein, beta a. Lineage: Eukaryota; Metazoa; Chordata; Actinopteri; Siluriformes; Ariidae. Gene Ontology annotation, molecular function: soluble NSF attachment protein activity; syntaxin binding. The record is from RefSeq and is a predicted model, not a curated record. Gene Ontology annotation, cellular component: synaptobrevin 2-SNAP-25-syntaxin-1a complex; vacuolar membrane; terminal bouton. Gene Ontology annotation, biological process: intracellular protein transport; synaptic transmission, glutamatergic; SNARE complex disassembly. The transcript has 11 exons. Bases 1 to 900 code for a protein of 299 amino acids.
AUGGACACCUCGGGCAAGGAAAAAGAGGCCAUCCAACUGAUGGCUGAAGCGGAUAAAAAAGUCAAGUCGUCCGGGUCGUUUCUUGGAGGGAUGUUCGGAGGAAACCACAAGGUAGAGGAUGCAUGUGAGAUGUAUGCAAGAGCUGCCAACAUGUUUAAAAUGGCAAAGAACUGGAGUGUCUAUUCUCCAGCUGCAGGCAAUGCUUUCUGCCAGGCUGCAAAACUUCAUAUGCAAAUGCAGAACAAACUGGAUGCCGCCACCAGCUUUGUUGAUGCUGGCAAUGCGUACAAGAAGGCUGAUCCUCAAGAGGCUAUCAACUGCUUAAAUGCAGCCAUUGACAUAUAUACAGACAUGGGGCGAUUUACAAUUGCAGCCAAACACCACAUGACUAUUGCAGAAAUAUAUGAGUCCGAGCUGGUGGAUAUCGAAAAGGCAAUUGCCCAUUAUGAGCAGGCAGCUGACUAUUAUAAGGGAGAGGAAUCGAACAGCUCUGCUAACAAAUGUCUCCUGAAAGUUGGCUUUUACUGUGCACAGCUGGAACAGUAUCCAAAAGCUAUUGAAAUCUUUGAGCAGGUUGCAACUAGCACAAUGGAUAAUCCACUUCUAAAGUACAACGCAAAAGAAUACUUCUGGAAGGCUUCACUGUGCCACUUCAUUGUAGACGAAUUAAAUGCAAAGCUGGCCAUAGAGAAGUACGAGAGUAUGUUUCCAGCAUUCUCAGACUCAAGAGAAUGUAAGCUUUUGAAAAAACUACUGGAAGCACACGAAGAGCAGAACAGUGAGGCAUUCACAGAAGCUGUGAAAGAGUUUGACUCAAUCUCCCGUCUGGACCAGUGGCAGACCACCAUGUUACUCCGGAUCAAGAAAACAAUCCAGGGAGAUGGCGGUGACCUGAAAUAAAUAGUCAGUAACACUGUGGCGUACUUCCCUGCUCAUUUUUAUGUUUUAUUGUGACAAUCUGGUUGAACAGUUCUGUAGUGAUGCUAGCUCUAAUAUGUACCCUGAUGCUAGUCUUUUAGUUCACAGGUGCACAGUCUUAUUUGUGUAAUAAGACUAGCCUUCAGGACACUAGAGUCACAUACUGUGUCAGUAUUGUCAGUAUUAAAACAUUCUAUUAAAUGACUAGUGUGGUCUUUUAUCCCUUCAGUGCAAUGCAGCUUAAGCACAUUUAUUAUUUGACUGUUUCACUCAGUGUGUGGCAUGAAAAAAAAAACAAAUGACCAGAGUAUCUGUAUAUGUAUCUGUAUGUUCUGUAUAUUCAUUGUAAUCUUGUUACUGACAUUGUCUUGCAUGAUAAAUGUUCAGAGUUCAAUAUGUGGGUUCAUGCUUGUGCUUUUUACUUUGAAAUCACAGUUAUGUAAGUUUUAUUUCAGAUUUAAAAUGGUAUUGUCUUUAAUUUUGUUUCGUUACUCUUAUGUUGGAAUAUUGGCAUUUGUAGAUGACCUACCGGUACAAUUACAUGCUGCGUAUCACUGGAACACUGUGUUGCUCAUAAUUAUAAGAUACAAGAAAAAAUACCAAUUUUUUUUCUUGUGUCUUGGUGUUGGCGCAAAACUUCCCCAUGGCAAAUCUUCUGUAUCAGGCGUGAAAUUACUUUUAUUAUUUUAUAUAGGUCUAUCAUGUAUCAUUCCUGUGUGUAGUUAUCCUGCUUUUCACCUGGCAUAAAGAGGAAUUAUAUCUACCUUAAUGUGAAAAGUCAGGCUUAGUCUGAUCAGCUGCCGAGAAACUGGUUGAACUGGUCAAACUGGUGGAUGAGCUUUGCCAGGUGGUAGGUGCUCUGAGAAAGGAACCAGUCUCUGAAUUACUGUUUCUAAUCUGCUAAUGCUACAGCGUAGACAUGUCAUGAUUUAAGACAAUAUUAUAACACAACAGUAAUGGAUUUGGAAAUCCUCAAUUGAUUUAUUGAUGUAUUUGUUUACCAGUUGGUCAGGAAGGUCUUCCCUAAUUCACUCCCCAACCAGGCUUUAAUUUUUGUUGAAUAUUUAUUCAGUAAUACUAGUAUUUUCAGCAGUGUUCAGUGUGACUGUAAUUUAUACCUCAUGUCAUGAAGCAUGCUGUGAUUAAAUCAUUCUGAAUCCUUUAAAUACCAUGAGUAAAUAACAUUACUGUGGUGUCUUACCCACACGCUGCAAACUUAGCAUCA